This is a messenger RNA of Bolinopsis microptera, 1979 nucleotides long. Its product is annotated as growth hormone-regulated TBC protein 1-like. Bases 9 to 1028 code for a protein of 339 amino acids. The transcript has a single exon. The record is from RefSeq and is a predicted model, not a curated record. Lineage: Eukaryota; Metazoa; Ctenophora; Tentaculata; Lobata; Bolinopsidae.
UUCAGAUUAUGAAAGAAGAGAAAGAUGAAUAUGGAUUCGACUGGCCUCCUAAUUUUGAUAAAGAUCAACACUGGCGGUAUACACAUAAGAGGAAACUUACAGACCUACAGCUUGUUGCUGAGUGGGAUGCCUUAAACGGUGUCUAUAAGAGAAGUGAAACUCUAAAAAAACUGGUCAGAAAAGGGAUCCCACGCCAGUACAGAGUUGAUGUAUGGCUAUCAAUAUCUUCAGCAGGUAAGAACAUGAUGGAAAACAAGGGGCUGUUCAACGAAUUAGCCACCAGGUCUUCAGAUAAGAACACAAACAGUGAUAUUAAAGAUACAAGUGGAGAGUGUGUCCUUGAUAUCAUAAAACGGGACCUGUCUAGAACUUUUCCUGAGAAUCCAUCCUUCAAAGAACCAGUUAUGUUGAACAAUAUGCAGGACAUUUUGGCAGCCUUCUGCCUUCAUAGACCAGAUAUAGGUUACUGCCAGGGUCUCAAUUUCAUUGUAGGUGCUUUGCUUGUCGCAACCCAACGCAAAGACGGAGAACUGGUCCCUGAGGAAUGUUUUUGGCUCUUAGUUGCUCUUGUUGAAAUCCUCCCAGACUAUCACUCCAACAAAAUGACUUGUUUAAAUAAUGAUUGUUUAGUUCUCAAUGACUUGGUUAGGAAAACUGUUCCUCAGACCCAUGCAAAUGUGACCCUGUUUGGGCUUCCCCUGCAAAUGUUUGUUACCAAAUGGUUUGUUUGCCUUUUUGUUGAUGUUCUGCCAUUUCACACUUUACUGCAUGUCUGGGACACUUUGUUCUAUGAAGGAAACAAAAUACUGUUCCGUGUUGCGGUGUAUCAGUUUAUUUUACACAAAAGAGAGCUUAAGAAGUUGAAUGAUCCAUCUGGAUUGGCCAUGUUCUUCAGAGAUCUCUUCUGGGAUGGUAAAGCUUGGGACAACUUUGAAUAUAUGAGAAAGGUAUUUAAGAAAACAAAGAAGAUGAAAAGAAAAUACAUCGAACACAAAAGAAUGACCAGGGCCAAUGAAACGGAAGUUUGAAAAACAUUUUUAUGUUAGUAAUAGUGUUCAAUUAUUUGUUUAAAUCUAUUAAAAUGCAAAAUAAGCUUGUCAAAAUCAUUUUCUUACAUGUGAUUUGUCUCAAUUGACCGUUGUUGUUUAAAAUCUUUGCGUAGUCCAUUUAAAAUAAUUUUAAUCUUUUCUGCGAAAGUUCGAAAAAAUGCCGAAAGGAAGUUAUGUCAACUGCAGUAUUCAGUAUUCACUCCUGUAUAAUAAUUAUUUAUAUUAAUUUAUUGAAACUUAAUCAGUUUAUGACAAAGAGUUGCUGAUAGGAAUAUGAAAUGAUAUAUGUUUGAUGAGGAUAAUAUUCGUGUCCAUUGCGUUUUGUAAUCUUUUUAAUGUUUAUUGAACCGGAGUUGGUUUGUAAAGAAUGUAUUGGGAUAUCGCACAAGUUGUAAAAUGAAUAUUGAAAAAGGAAUUCUACAAAAGAUGAACCACAAAAUAAAUUUUCAAACUAAAAUGGGUGAUAAGUAUGUUAUGUAAUAUGUUUGGUAGAGGGUUAAUCACACUUGAUACUUAAUUGUUCAAUUAAUCAUGUCAAUAAUAUUUUGAGACUUUUCUUUGCGAUUUUCUCCUGAUACUUCACCUUGAAUGACUUAUCCGAUAUUUCGUUUAACUGUUUUGUAGUUUUUGAUAGAUUAAAUUAUUGAUUAUAACUCCACAGGUAGCGUAGAUCACAUAUUUGAGAUUUGAGAGCCAUUAAUUACUCAGCUCACAUGAUUAAUGUCUUAAUAAGUUUUAAAUCUAUUUAUUCUUAUUUGUUCGUUUUUUAACGUAUAAAAGUGAUUCUAUCCAGCCGCAGAUAAUAAUAGUUUCAGAUUAACUAUUAAAUUAUAAAAUGGAAAUUAUUCAAAUCACUGUUUUCAGUAAGUGUUGCUUGGUAUGUUUAAAUCGGUUUGUUUUAUCUAAUUUGAAUUCCAAUAUUUUGAAUUU